UGGCCGUUGGUGGAUUUUCGUGCCCUUGCAUGCUGGCUGGCUGGUGGACUUGCUAGAAAGCCUGAGCCGCUGGAGGAGAGCUGGGCGGCUAGCUCUCGGUGAUCCUCUGUGAGAAAGGGCCGGCCUAUCUUGGGGUUAAUAAGCCAAGAUGGGUGAGACCUCAGGAGGCUAUACCUACACCAGAACAUCGAUAUUAUUUUUUCAUGCCAAGCUUCCUACUGGUUCCAAGUCCGACAUGGCAUCUCUCAAGGAUCAGCUGAUUGUGAAUCUUCUUAAGGAAGAACAGGUUCCCCAAAAUAAGAUUACGGUUGUUGGGGUUGGUGCUGUUGGCAUGGCCUGUGCCAUCAGCAUCUUAAUGAAGGACUUGGCAGAUGAACUUGCUCUUGUUGAUGUCAUGGAAGACAAAUUGAAGGGAGAGAUGAUGGAUCUCCAACAUGGCAGCCUUUUCCUCAGGACACCAAAAAUCGUCUCUGGCAAAGACUAUAAUGUGACUGCGAACUCUAAGCUGGUCAUUAUCACAGCUGGGGCUCGUCAACAAGAGGGAGAAAGCCGUCUUAACCUGGUCCAGCGCAAUGUCAACAUCUUCAAGUUCAUCAUUCCUAAUGUUGUCAAAUACAGCCCGAACUGCAAGUUGCUUGUUGUUUCCAAUCCAGUGGAUAUCUUGACCUAUGUAGCUUGGAAGAUAAGUGGCUUUCCCAAAAACCGUGUUAUUGGAAGUGGUUGUAAUCUGGAUUCAGCCCGGUUCCGUUACCUGAUGGGAGAAAGGCUGGGAGUUCACCCAUUAAGUUGUCAUGGGUGGGUCCUGGGGGAACACGGAGACUCUAGUGUCCCUGUGUGGAGCGGCGUGAACGUGGCUGGGGUCUCCCUGAAGAAUCUGCACCCAGAUCUUGGUACGGAUGCGGACAAGGAGCAGUGGAAGCAGGUUCAUAAACAGGUGGUGGACAGUGCUUACGAGGUGAUCAAGCUGAAAGGCUACACAUCCUGGGCCAUUGGCCUAUCUGUAGCAGACUUGGCAGAGAGUAUAAUGAAGAAUCUUCGGCGGGGACAUCCAAUUUCUACCAUGAUUAAGGGUCUCUAUGGAAUAAAGGACGAUGUCUUCCUUAGUGUUCCUUGCAUCUUGGGACAGAAUGGAACUUCAGAUGUGGUGAAGGUGACUCUGACACCUGACGAAGUGGCCCGUUUGAAGAAGAGUGCAGACACACUUUGGGGGAUCCAGAAGGAGCUGCAGUUCUAAACUCUUGUGAUGUUGUACCACUUCACUGUUUAGGCUAUCUGAGGAUUUUAGUUGGAAGUUGUGCACGUUGUCCUUUUUUAUCUGAUCUGUGAUUAAAGCGGUAUUAUCAAGAUGGCCUGGGAAAGCAUCAAUUCCCUUCAGUUCGAGACGGUUGGUAAAAGCCUACCCACCUGUGUCCUGGUGCUGGCUAGUACUUAGCGUGUGGUCCUAAGCUGGGUAGUUCCUCCACCUGUGAGGCGCCCCUGCCAGUAUUGUACAUGCUGCAUUUGCCUUCAAACCAGAUGUGUUUACUCUGUGCUGUAUAACUCUGGUUCCUUCACCCGACAUGCCUAGUCCAACUUUUCUGCCCCGCCCUGGGAUCCACUGUAUCCAUCCAAUUCUGCAUGCCAUGUGCAUAACUAUUCUAAAGGACCUUAGUUUGUAUAAUAUAUGUAUCAGUAGUGUAAAAAGAAAGCACUACAUGGAAACAAGCAACUAUCCGAGUGUCAUACUAAAACACCAAAUAAACCUUGAACAGUG
Tupaia belangeri chinensis (Chinese tree shrew) is the source of this 1753-nucleotide messenger RNA. Its product is annotated as L-lactate dehydrogenase A chain. Gene Ontology annotation, biological process: lactate metabolic process; pyruvate metabolic process. The coding region runs from base 149 to 1234 and encodes 361 amino acids. The record is from RefSeq and is a predicted model, not a curated record. The transcript has 8 exons. Gene Ontology annotation, molecular function: L-lactate dehydrogenase (NAD+) activity. Gene Ontology annotation, cellular component: cytoplasm. NCBI's taxonomy places the organism in Eukaryota, Metazoa, Chordata, Mammalia, Scandentia, Tupaiidae.